Messenger RNA from Melitaea cinxia (Glanville fritillary), 1146 nucleotides. RefSeq names its product troponin T, fast skeletal muscle-like. The record is from RefSeq and is a predicted model, not a curated record. The transcript is spliced from 4 exons. The coding region runs from base 1 to 1035 and encodes 344 amino acids. Lineage: Eukaryota; Metazoa; Arthropoda; Insecta; Lepidoptera; Nymphalidae.
AUGUCUCAUUAUCCAAGCUUUUUUAAUAAUUUUCAAAGAAAUUUUACAUUCCAAAAUAAUGUGCCGUCACAUUUUAUUUUGCCCCCACCCCCUCCCCCAGUCGCAACUACUCCUGAAACAGAUGAGGAAUUUAUAAAAAAGUUCAGUGAAAACAUGCCUCAAGCUAAACCGAAGCCUAAAAUUAACAGAAGUAAAAUCUGGAAAAUGAAAGUUGAUGUCAUCCAUCUUAUAGGCUCUCUUCAUGAUAUUAAACUUCAAGAAGAAACUUUGUCAUCAAAUUAUACUCUCUCUGAUGAAGAGUGGCAGUCUGCUGUACAAAAUAUAAACAUAAAUAAGAAAGUUAUCAAAGAUACUAUCAUAAAAAUAUCGAAAAAUGGUUUAGAUAUUAGUAGGAAACUCGUUAUUAAGAGACGGGCUAAGAGAUUGCGCUUAAAGCGUCUCAGAGAAGAGAGGAAGAAGGAAAGAGAAGAAAGAAUUCGACAGAAUAAGGAGAACUCGAGGAAAAUUGACGAGAACUUGCAGAAAAUCAAGGAUCAUAUAGAGAAAGCUAAACAGGAAGAGGAAGCCAAAUUUAAAGCAGAUAUAGUAUUAAAAGAGGUUUUAAGAAAGAAACAUGAUGCUAAAAAGAGUAUAGCAAAGCUUGAGGCCCUCGUAAAACUUAGGAAGGCUAGAGAGAACACGACUAAGGGUCAAGGACAGGCUGUGUCUGAAGUUGAGAGCAACGCUUUUCAUGAUAAUAUAGAUCGCCUGAAAUCUCUGUGGAAGCACAAAUUAUCGGACUAUGAGAAAGAGGAAAUUGAGUUGAGAAAAACUCUCGAGCAACCGAAUGUUGAAACAGAAACUGAUUUACAAGCAAGCAACAUUGUGAAGUGGAGGAAGGCACUGUUUGGUGGUCAAAGCAACCCGCAGUUUGAUUUUAAUGGGGAUUUAGAGAGAUUUAUUAGUGUUAGAGCUGAAUGGGAUCAGUACAUUGACGACGGUCCAGAAUCUACUCCAAUCCCCAUCGGCUGGGUGUAUCCCGACAAGAAAACAUAAUUUCAAUCAAGCUUUAUAGCAUUAUUUUGCAUAUAUUUUUAAAAGUUUCGUAUGUAUAAUCUGCAUUUAUGCUUUAAUAAAAUUAUUAAAGGGUUUUUGUACUAAAAAAAC